AGCGCAGGAAGUAGCAGUAUGUUUCUAUAGGUCCCGCCACUCACUCACUCACUCACAAAGCCAACCCAUUUCUGAUUUCUCACUUCUUCUAUGCUCAUCCUAAUUUAUGUUCGUUCGUUUAUAAAUUUGGAGCCCUCGCUCCCCAACGCAAAAGCCCUUUUCUUUUUAAUCCCAUUAAAAUAUUGUUUUGACUUCAGACCAGCAAUUCUGAGUGGCAUUUCUCUGGUUUUUCACUUUAUUGUUGCCUCCCCCUAAGAUUUUCUAUUAAUUUCUGAACUCCGGUCAUGCCUACGCCGGUCGGAGUAGCCAAGCAAUGCUUGACGCCUGACGCAUCUCGAGCUCUCGACGAAGCCGUCUACGUCGCGCGCCGUCGUGGGCACCCCCAGACCACCUCGCUCCACGCCGUCUCCGCCCUGCUUUCGUUGCCGUCGUCUACCUUACGUGACGCCUGUGCUCGUGCCCGGAACUGUGCCUACUCGCCUCGGCUUCAAUUCAAAGCGCUAGAGCUGUGCCUGAGCGUAUCGCUCGACCGGGUCCCGUCGUCCCAACUCGCCGACGACCCGCCAGUCUCCAACUCGCUCAUGGCCGCCAUCAAGCGUUCUCAGGCGAGUCAGAGAAGGCAGCCAGAUAAUUUCCAUAUUUAUCAUCAAAUCACGCAGCAGCCUUCUUCGGUUUCGUGUGUGAAGGUCGAGCUUCAACAUUUGAUAUUAUCGAUUCUCGACGACCCAGUAGUGAGCCGGGUAUUCGGCGAAGCUGGUUUUCGAAGCUCCGAAAUUAAACUUGCUGUUCUUCGUCCUCUUCCACAGCUCCUCAGGUACUCGCGCUCCAGAGUCCCCCCCAUAUUCCUCUGCAAUUUGACGGAGCAUCCGGACCCGGGUCGCCGGAGCUUCAGUUUCCCGUUUCCUGGGUCUUUUGGAACCUGCGACGGCGGCGCUGAGAAUUACAAAAGAAUCGGAGAUGUCCUUUGCAGGAGCAGAGGGAGGAAUCCCCUGCUUCUGGGUGUAUGCGCAGAUGAUGCUCUGCGUAGUUUCACUGAAGAUGUUAAUAAACAAAGAGACGGUGCUUUGCCAGCGGUGUUAUCUGGACUUCACGUGAUAUGCAUAGGAAAAGAUAUUUCCAAGUUUGUCUUUGAGAAUUUUGAUAACGAGACUAUCAGUUCAAGGCUUGAGGAGAUUGCUGAAAUGGAAGAGCAGGGUGUAGAACCUGGUUUGGUGGUGAAUUUUGGGGACCUGAAGCCUUUGGUGGACGAUAAUGCCUCAAACGAAGCAGUGAAUCAUAUUGUUGCCGGAUUGGCGAAGCUGUUGCAGCUUAAUCAUGGCAAGUUUUGGUUGAUGGGAGCUGCGGCGAGCUAUGAGAGCUAUCUGAAAUUUAUGGGAAGGUUUCCAUCUAUUGAGAAGGAUUGGGACUUGCAGCUUCUGCCCAUCUCGUCUACUCGGCCUCCAGGUGAAUCGUAUCAGAGGCCUAAGUACAGCUUAAUGGAUUCAUUUGUACCAUUUGGUGGCUUAUUUUCAUCACCUUCUGAUCUAAAAGAUCCACUACAUGGCUCAUAUUAUUGUGUUCCCCGUUGCCUUCAAUGUGGUGAAAGUUGUGUGCAAGAAGUGCUUCCAGCUUCAAAUGCGAGACAGUCUACUUCGGCUGUUGAUCCUUACCAAUCUAAUUUACCUCAAUGGUUGCAGAUUGCCAACCUUGGCAUAACGAAAGGGUUGAAUGAUAAGACAAAAGAAGACAGUUUUCUUCUGGAUAAUAAUGAAUCUGGGCCUAUCAAGAAAUUGGAUAAGAGAUGCCAGCAUCCACAUAAUACUCAGCAAUGCCCUGAAGCAAUUCCUUGUCAUACUGUCGUCAGUUCUCAAUGCUCUGAUGGUAAAAAUGAUGAUGUUGAUAAUCAAAGCAACAAAAAUUCAGAUGUAUCACCUAGUGUGCACAUUGAUCUCAAUUCAAGCAUGCCUAAUGAGGAGCAUAUGAUUUCUGCUUCACAAUUAAGUAGUCCUGUCCCUGUAGUUUCUGAGGCGAAGCAGGAUAAAAAUACUUCUAAAGCCUUAGAGAUGUUCCAGAAAGCAAAAGAUCUUGAGUCAGGUAACCUAAGAUCCUGCGACAUGUCCAAUUCAAGUGUGGGUGAUGGUAGCCAAUUGUCUCCCACAUCUGUGGCUUCUGUAACCACAGAUCUAGGUAUAGGAAUUUACUUCUCUCCUAGAAGCAACAAAUCUAAGAAACCAACUGUGGGGGGUCCAAAGGAAAUUCCUAGUCCCCUUUCUUCAAACUUUAAUUUAGUUAACAGGGACAUCCUUAUGCGUCCAGCCCAGUCUUCAUCCUGCUUAAGUUCUGACCAUUCUGGGCAAUGUGAUACUAGAAAUCCUAAAAUUCUUUUUGAAGCUCUUGCGAAAAAGGUCCCCUGGCAGAAUGAAGCCUUACAAAGCAUUGUAAAAACGAUAGCUUACUGUGAAUCAAGCAGGGGCAAAUGCCUUGGAACAAAUAGACAAGGGGGCAUGUGGAUGAAUUUUGUAGGACCUGAUAGGAUUGGUAAGAAGAAAAUUGCUCUUUCUCUGGCUGAGAUUUUAUAUGGAAGCCAGGAAAGUUUUAUUUUUGUGGAUCUAAAUUCUGAGGAAACAAAUGGACAUGAUUUGAAAUUCCGAGGAAAGACUACUCUUGAUCUUUUAGUUGGGGAGUUGUGCAAAAAUCCGUUGUCUGUGGUUUUCCUUGACAAUGUAGACAAGGCUGAUGUAAUGGUUCAAAAUAGUUUAUCUCAAGCUAUCAAGACUGGUAAGAUUAUAGACUCGUGUGGAAGAGAAGUUGGUGUAAACAAUGCAAUAAUUGUGACAUCUUUCUCAGUUCAACAGGAUGAUUGCACACCGAAGAUAGAAUUCUGCUAUUCUGAGGAAAGAAUAUCAAGGACAAAAGGGGUACCAAUCAAGAUAAAAGUUGAGGGAGACAUCAGAAGUCCAUGCCUCCCUGUAGUUGAAUGUUCAACAGAGGACAUUCCCAAUCCAAUACUUGCAAAUAAAAGAAAGUUGGGUAGUGACAAUUUCCUUAAUGGUCAGCACAAAACCUCGGAGAUGGCUAAAAGGGGUCACAAAAUUUCAAAUUGCUUUCUAGAUUUGAACAUGCCAGCAGAAGAGAACGAACUACAAUUCAAGGAUGAUGGAAACCCUGAAGGUGUCUCAACUGGAACACAAAACCCGUGGUUGCAAGAUUUGUACAAACAGGUUGAUGAAACGAUCAUCUUGAAACCGUAUAAUUUUGACGCACUUGCAGGUAGAGUGUUAAAAAUUAUCAGGAGGAGCUUUCACAAGAUUCUUGGAUCUGAGUGCUCUCUACAGAUAGAGUCAGAGGUCAUGGAACAGUUACUUGCAGCUGCAUAUGUCUUAGAAGGGGACAUGGAAGUCCAGGAUUGGGUGGAGCAAGUUCUUAGUGGAGGAUUUAAAGAGAUACAGAGAAGGUACAGCCUCUCUGCUCGUUCUACUGUGAAACUAACUACAUGUCAGGAGCAAGUUCCUGGUGUGUGCCUUCUUCCCCCAAGGAUAAUUGUAGACUGAACUCCUCCAAGAAGCUACUCUUUCUUAUAUUUGUGUGUAUAAUUUAGCAUAUAGUGCACCUAUUUUAGGCCUCUAAUCCCAUUGUUUUAUUUGGGUUUCUUUGUCUAGAUUAAGCCUGUAUAAUAUGUAAUCUGCAGCUGGUGCUUGUGUGAUUGCCCAUGUUAGUAUUAAAAUCAAAUGUCUUCCUUGUUUUUGUUAGCUGGGGUUUCUUGAUGUAUUUUAUCAAUAAAUAACUGGUGUUUGAUCA
This is a messenger RNA of Prosopis cineraria, 3777 nucleotides long. RefSeq names its product protein SMAX1-LIKE 6. Lineage: Eukaryota; Viridiplantae; Streptophyta; Magnoliopsida; Fabales; Fabaceae. The transcript is spliced from 3 exons. Gene Ontology annotation, molecular function: ATP hydrolysis activity; ATP binding. The record is from RefSeq and is a predicted model, not a curated record. The coding region runs from base 285 to 3530 and encodes 1081 amino acids.